AUGGAGAAGGGAGUUCUGGAGAAGGAAGCCCCAAUGAAGGGCAUAGUUGCUCAAGUAGUGACAAUGCUUAAUGGCCAAGCACAGAGGGCCGCGAGAUUCUCGUUACACUGUUCAGUGCGGUCCGCUCGGUUGAUGCGUGCGCGCAACUCGGCAGCUAUGCGUUCCGCCACGUCCACGGCCCCUUCCCUGGGGGCACGGAGACAGAAGACCGACUUGCACGUGGCUGAACCGUCAAGGUCUGCGAGUCCAGCACCGAGUUUGCGUAGUCAGAGAGCGAAACAAUACAGGGCCAGCCUACCCAUCAGAAGUGCGCGGCUCCUACAAAGGUCUCGCACACAAACACCAUCAGACGCCGGCAUCAGCGACGGCAGCACAUCUCCAGCACCAGCCCCUUCAUCCCUCUUACAGGACGUGGUCGACAUAAAGACGCUGCUUCUGCAGCUAAAACGGGUCUUACAGGAGCCCGGGGAGGAGCAUCAUUCGAAGAGUAGCGAAACUCUCGACCCGUUGCUAGCGGCGUGCGCGGAAGGCCCCGCGCGCGGCAACGGGCGCCGCCCCCCCGCCUCGCCGCUGCACCCCGACGCCUGCGCAGAGAUGCGCCGACAGAUCGUCUAUCUGCAGAGUCAGUUAGAAGAGCGUGAUCGGCUGGUCCGCGUGUUGCAGCAGCAAAUGUUGCGAAUGGCUGAAAACCACGAGCCACGCCCAGACGACACCUGUAACGUUGCCACUCAGACUGACAGGUUGCGGCCACCGAUGGGCACAGCAUUAGCGAGUUCUGAAAAUUCUGGACUAGUGAGUUGGAAUGAACAAGGAAGUGGAAGAAAGCUGCCGUCUUAUGGUGAAGCACAAAAGACAAAGAGACAUGUUACCAACGGGGUAGUGAAAUGUCAGUGUGGUGCGGUAAAAGUGAACGGAAUUGACGAAACACAGACAGACAAACGUGACACUGUACAUCUUAAGCCAAACAGCCGCGUCGGCACCAAGUACCUCCAAGCUGUUACCAACACAGAAAACCGACGAUACAUCAAGCGAGAUUCGUCGCUAAGCGAUAAGUCCGAUCGAAAGAAUCUCUACACAAACCGAUCUCGAUCCAUAGAAAACUUCCAAAACCAAAAUGACUCAACUGAGACCGCUAAACCCGCGGUGAUCGAAGAGACUAACAUCAAACAUCAUACCUCAUAUAGUGACUUAUAUAAUGGAAGGAUUAGCAGCCGAGAGAGUGUCAACAGGCAUAGCCCAAGUUUGAACGGUCAAUCAACAGAUACAGACUAUAGUUCUGACGGUGGAUAUAAAUCACUUCCCUCGUCUAUAAACUAUGGUUCGCCCAAAAAGGUUAGCGGCAUUCCAAGGAGGUCACUUGAGCAAAAAUUCAUAUCUACAAAGCAAGUGAGAGCGAGCGCUGUUUGA
Leptosia nina is the source of this 1407-nucleotide messenger RNA. Lineage: Eukaryota; Metazoa; Arthropoda; Insecta; Lepidoptera; Pieridae. The record is from the annotation of a GenBank genome assembly.